GAGGCUCCUGGGCGUGUCAGUGCUCUGUUUUCAGCAUAAAAACCCCUGUAGUUUGGGUUGUUCAGUGCAUUCAGCAAUCAACCAGCAAUAUGACCAGUCUUACUGCUAGAGACAAGGAGACAGUCCGAGCCUUCUGGGCUAAAGUGGGUGGACACGCGGAAGUCAUCGGCGCCAAUGCUUUGUCCAGGUUGCUGACGGUGUACCCGCAGACCAAGACCUACUUCGCCCACUGGAAGGACCAGAGCCCCACCUCUGCCUCUGCCAAGAAGCACGGAAUCACUGUGAUGAACGGAGUUGGAUUGGCUGUGUCCAAAAUCGACGACCUGAAAGCAGGUCUGCUGGACCUCAGUGAGCUGCACGCCUUCACCCUGCGUGUGGAUCCUGCCAACUUCAAGAUUCUGUCCCACUGCAUCCUUGUGGUCAUGGCCAUCAUGUACCCCGAGGAAUUCACCCCUGAGGUCCAUGUGUCUCUGGACAAGUUCCUGGCUGCUCUGGCUCUGGCCCUGGCUGAGAAAUACAGAUAAACAGCAGAAGAAUAUGAUGGAGACUGCAGCAUGAGCUUACUCUGCAUACAAUAAAUAAAAAUAAAUGCAAAAAAAAAAAAGGUUUUGGGACUCUUUGUGAUGAUAUUUUAUUUAAUGUUGGUGUUUCUACAUCAAAAGGCAGCUUUUGCUUAAGUCUGUUCCACAAUAGGCAUGGUGUUAAAUGAGCAACAUUUAUAAAUAGAUAUGUGUAUAUUCAUGAAAUUUCAUAAAAAAUUACGUCAAAAAUUCAAUU
This is a messenger RNA of Centropristis striata (black sea bass), 777 nucleotides long. Its product is annotated as hemoglobin embryonic subunit alpha-like. The transcript has 3 exons. Gene Ontology annotation, cellular component: haptoglobin-hemoglobin complex; hemoglobin complex; blood microparticle. Gene Ontology annotation, biological process: hydrogen peroxide catabolic process; oxygen transport. Gene Ontology annotation, molecular function: heme binding; peroxidase activity; oxygen binding. The coding region runs from base 90 to 524 and encodes 144 amino acids. The record is from RefSeq and is a predicted model, not a curated record. NCBI's taxonomy places the organism in Eukaryota, Metazoa, Chordata, Actinopteri, Perciformes, Serranidae.